Messenger RNA from Saccostrea cuccullata (small rock oyster), 1525 nucleotides. RefSeq lists its product as uncharacterized. The transcript has 2 exons. The record is from RefSeq and is a predicted model, not a curated record. Bases 102 to 1397 code for a protein of 431 amino acids. Lineage: Eukaryota; Metazoa; Mollusca; Bivalvia; Ostreida; Ostreidae.
UCUCUACUGCACGUAGCGGUUAACACCAGUAUAUAAGACAACACACGUGUGCGGUAAGGCCUGUCCUCGCCUUAUCCUUAUCAUCGGAACAGAGGUCAAAGAUGGCGUUGAAUCUCCACCUGAUCGGAUGUUUUGCCCUCUUCAUCUGGACCGGGUCAAAUGUUCUAGCCACCAACACCGCACAGGUCACGGACGGUCUAGGGCUUGCCAAGACUCUGUCAGAUUACAUAGAAAUCCAGGACUUCACCAAAACUCUCACAAAAAUAGCAUCGUCAGCCUCUACCUAUCUCGGCAUCCUUGGGCCUGCUUUGGGGUUUAUUUUGAGUUUUUUUAACAACGGUCCUUCAGCUGAACUUUUGGCGAUACAGAAACUGGCCAAGGAAGUGACGCUUCGAUUUGACCAUGUCGACCACCAAUUUGCUGAUGUCAAGCGCCUGAUCCAUUGGUCAAGCGUGGAAGUACAAUAUGGACAGUAUGAGAGCAAAAUUCGCGCUGUUGGGGAAAAAUACAAAGACCUUGUCUCAUCGUCUUCUAAAGCCGAUUUUGCAGCUAGAAAAUCGCUUUUCAUUGAUAACUAUCAACACGACUUUUCAAACUCCGCUGAAAAACUUUACAAUGGAGUUGUAAACGAGCAUCAAACAUUUAGACAAGCAUUAUUUGAAUCAGCAAUAGAAAAUUUUUCUUGGGACCGAAAGCAGACUCAAAACUUCAUGCUGGGUGUGUCGAAAUUACUUGUGUUCGGCGCAACGCUGGAAAUGGCCUACUACCAUCUUAAAUAUCCAUCACAAGAAAGCUACUUUCGACAACAAUGGCACGUUAAAUUUGAAAAUUUCAAAAACAAAUUAUCAGAAAUCGACCACAAGCUACAAACACAGUUUGGAAGCCAGAUGUCUACUGAUGUCGACAAGUAUGUUGUUAAGCACGCCCAUUCAAGUAAUAGUGAUAUCACAAACCAUCUUUACGACGUACUCGCUCACAAGUACUAUUGGCUGAAUUGGAUGGUGGGCGUGUCUGAUCAUUCUACUGACCCAGAUAAGUAUGCUGUUCACACGUGCGGUGGUACUCAUGGACUUCAGAAUAAAAAUCAUGGGAAAAACGUUAUUGUUGCCAGCAUACCAAAGAAUAAGCAUCAUCUUACUUCGACACAACAGCACAUCAUUAAUUUGAGUACAUACCAAACACGGCAUACCCACGGCGGUAGACGCGGAAUUUAUACUGUGCAUAUUCCAGCAAACGAGGCUUAUAGCCAUUUUCCAAGUAUAGCACGCAGCGACUGUAACACCUAUGGAUCCGUGGGUAUAAUUUCCCGUAAAUUGAAUCCCACCUGGAGGUCUCCCACGAAUCAUUUAUACGUCCGUGAUGACGGCCAUUACUUCAAGGUUUAUGCUUUUGGAUAAAAUUAAUGCAUUAGCUUGAAUCUGAAAUGGCACAUUAUUUUUAAACAAAAUUAUAAAUCUAAUAAGUAAGCUUAGAUUUCUGUUAAAUACACAUAGCAAAUGGAAUAAAAUCUUUGUUUUGUCUUGAG